UCGGCCCAGCACAGUGGUCUUCUGUGAGGUCACUGCAUGGGCACUGUGGGCUAUGGGGGCAGAGAUAACAGUCCUCUCAGGGAUGCUGGGCUGAGAGGGCCAUCUUAAGACAGAUGACAGACACAGGAGCCCUGGGAGGGACACACAGGCUGAGCCAGGCCCAAGCCUUUCUGGGACCUCAAGAUGGACAGAGAGUAGAGUCCAAUACCUGAGGGAGAGCCCCAAGUGUGCUAGCAGCUGGAGGGAAGAUGGGGCCCCUCCCUGGGCUGGAGGGUGAGGGGCGGAGCCUCUGCUCAGGGGCUCUGGUGUCGGUCUCAGCAGCCCCGUGGAGUGGACUCUCCAGGUUCUGGCUUCAGGCUGGGAGCCCUGGUGUCCAGGUAUGUGCCAGGCCCAGCAGUCACUGCACAGGGGCCUCAAACUCCCCCAGGCCCGGACCCCAGGGACUUCAGAGCCAGGGGCAGAGAGAGGCAGAGGGGAGGAGGGUGCAGGCCACGGUCUUCCCGCCUUGGCCAGCUCCUGCAGGAAAGGCUGGCCGGAGCCGGGACAAAAGGCGGACGUGCAGCUGGCCAUGUGCGCCUUAUCAGGGCCUGCACCCGCUGCACCCCAGCCGGCUCGGAAGUGCUCCUCUAGCCUGCCUUCCUGCCACUCCCCCGCCCUAACGGUGAGCUGCGAGAGACAAGGAGGCCACAGCAGGAUGACACCUUCGACCACUGAGAAGGCAGACCAGGGAGUGGCGGGGCUGCCUGGCCUUCAGAAGCCAUCUGAGACCGCAUUGAUCCUGCCAGGACUCUCCCACUCUUCAGAUGAGGAAACUGAGAUCCAGAGCAGCCUCAGCCCCUCAAGGUUUGAACCACGGCAAGCUCUGCGUGAGUGGGUAAAUGUUAACAGUCACGCCGUCCCAGAGGCCCAGCCCAGAAGCUUCCGCGGCGCCUGCAGUCCUGUGGGCCCUGGCUGUGGUAAUAGAGCCCUGGCUGCAGACGUGUCUGGGUCACUGCUUAUCAGCAUGCUGGCCUUGGGCUGCUUCCUUGAGUCCUGCUUCCCUCCCCGUCAGCAGGCUGUGGUGGCCAUGGGGGCCUGGCACUCAGCGCCUGUCCCUCCUCCCACUGGAGCCCUCUGAGCACCAGGCAUCGUGAGCUCAGUGCUCCCUCUCCUGGCUGCACUGCAGCUGGCUUGUCCAGGUAGGAGCAGCCAUGGCUGUGACGGUGGCAGGAAGGUCACAGGGGCACUGGGUUUCCACACAGCAUGGGCCACCAGUGCCACUGGCAGAGACGUGCUGGUCCCUGGACUGUGGCUGUGGCGCCCUCUGCUCCUGCCCCCACCUCAGCCUGAGCCGAGAAGUGUUUGUGCUGUGACUGUGGAAAGAUGCAGGACAGAACUUAACUACUCUAAGUGCACAGCUCAGUGGGGCUGGGGAUGUGGCUCAAGAGAUGACGUGCUCGCCUGGCAUGCGUGGGGCGCUGGGUUCGAUCCU
Messenger RNA from Ictidomys tridecemlineatus (thirteen-lined ground squirrel), 1471 nucleotides. The record is from RefSeq and is a predicted model, not a curated record. Lineage: Eukaryota; Metazoa; Chordata; Mammalia; Rodentia; Sciuridae.